UGCAAUAAGUGAAACGCUGCUCCAAAUGCGAAUUAUGCGACUGGUCGCGCCGGAGAACAUGGCCGUCGCGACGGCCGCCGCCGCCGCAUCCAGCAGCCACCGUUCCGUCCACCACGCGCACCUCGCGGCGCUGCUCAACUCCUCCCCGCGCUCGCCGCCGCUCCCUCUCCCGCUCCACCGACGCCACCUCCCGCUGUCCCUGCCCGCGGCAGGCCGCCUCGCCGCCGCCGUCCCCCCGCUCCCGCUCCUCCUCUCCCUCCUCGCCGCCCUCCGCCUCCUCCCCUCCACUCCGCCGCGCCCCUUCGACGCGCUCAUCAGGUCCUACGCCUCCCUCCCCCGCCCCUCCCUCGCCGCCGCGGCGCUCGCGUUCGCCAGGUCGGCCGGGUACGCCCCCACCGUCCCGGCCUACAAUGCCGUCCUCCUCGCGCUCUCGGACGCCUCGCUCCCCUCCGCUCGCCGCUUCUUCUCCUCCAUGCUCCGCGACGGCGUGGCGCCCAACGUGUACACGUACAACAUCCUCGUCCGCGCGCUCUGUGCCCGCGGCCGCCUGGAGGAGGCGUCCGGCGUCGUGGGCGACAUGCGUGGCUCGGGCUGCGCUCCCAACGCCGUCACCUACAACACGCUCGUCAAGGCGUUCUGCAGGGCCGGGGAGGUGGACGGCGCGGAGAGGCUCAUCAACUCGAUGAGGGAGGGGAAUGUGAAGCCGAAUUUGGUGACCUUCAACUUGAUGGUGAAUGGGCUAUGCAAAGCGGGGAGGAUGGAGGGUGCACGGAAGGUGUUCGAUGAAAUGGUGAGAGAGGGGUUGGCGCCGGAUGUGGUCAGCUACAACACCUUGUUAGGUGGUUACUGCAAGGUGGGUUGCUUGCAUGAGGCACUGGCAGUCUUUUCAGAGAUGACACAAAGAGGGCUUGUGCCGGAUGUCGUGACAUUUACGUCGCUAAUCCAUGCAACUUGUAAGUCUGGGAACUUGGAGCGAGCAGUGGCUCUGGUGGCGCAGAUGAGGGAGAGGGGCCUUCGGAUGAAUGAGGUUGCUUACACAGCACUGAUUGAUGGAUUCUGCAAGGAAGGGUUCUUGGAUGAUGCAUUGCUUGCAGUGGAGGAGAUGAGGAAAUGCAGGAUCCAGCCUUCAGUGGUGUGCUACAAUGCACUUAUUAAUGGGUACUGCAAGUUAGGAAGAAUGGAUGUAGCGAGAGAGCUAGUCUCAGAAAUGGAGGCUAAAGGAGUGAAGCCUGAUGUUGUGACAUAUAGUACAGUUCUCAGUGGAUACUGUAAGGUGGGUGAUUUGGAUUCUGCAUUCCAAAUGAAUCAACAAAUGCUCAAAAGGGAUGUGCUUCCGGAUGCAAUCACCUAUUCAUCACUCAUAAGGGGUCUUUGUGAAGAAAAAAGGCUCAAUGAUGCUUGUGAACUAUUUGAGAAGAUGCUUCGACUUGGUCUACAACCUGAUGAAUUUACUUAUACAACGGUCAUUGAUGGCCAAUGCAAGGAGGGGAAUGUUGAGAAGGCUCUUUCUCUGCAUGAUGAGAUGAUAAGGAAAGGAAUUCUCCCUGAUGUUGUGACUUACAGCGUACUCAUAAACGGGCUUAGCAAAUCAGCACGCACAAAGGAAGCACACCGGUUACUCUUUAAACUGUAUCAUGAAGAUCCUGUUCCACACAACAUUAAGUACGACGCUCUUAUGCUUUGUUGCCGCAAAGCUGAGUUUAAGAGUGUGGUGGCCCUCCUGAAGGGAUUUUGUAUGAAAGGCUUGAUGAAUGAAGCUGAUAAAGUAUACCAGUCGAUGUUGGACAGAAACUGGGAGCUCGAUGGGUCUGUGUACAGUGUACUUAUUCAUGGGCAUUGCAGGGGAGGAAAUGUUACGAAGGCUCUCAGUUUUCAUAAACAAAUGUUGCGGAGUGGUUUUGUCCCAAAUUCAACUAGCACCAUUUCAUUGGUUAGGGGUUUAUUUGAAGAGGGGAUGGUUGUGGAAGCAGAUAAUGUGAUUGAGGAGUUACUAACUUGUUGUCCGCUAGCGGAUGCAGAAACAUCAAAGGCUCUUAUAGACCUCAAUCGGAAGGAAGGCAAUGUGGACGCUGUGGUUGAUGUUCUCUGUGGUAUGGCAAGGGAUGGACUACUUCCAACAUCAGGGUGAAAUCUGGUGUUCAGAAUCCUCCCUCUCUCUGCGGAAUACUGGAAUUACAUGAUGAGAUAUCAGAGAUGUCACUUUGGAGUUUGGAGCACUUAUUUUUCCAUUCGUCGCUGAGCAAAUCAGCAAAGUUGAACUGUGCUCUGUGGAAGUACAAGACUUGCAUUGAAUCAUGACGAUGCACCAUGGAAGGGUUCAAAAGGAUUUGACUGUACUGUCAGAUUACCCCAUUUUCAUGCACUGAUCAGUGUUUGCUUUUCUGCAGAUUGAAGAUUAAAGUGCUUGAAGUAUCAUGCAUACACACCCACAGGAAGGCACUCGAGAAAAAAAAAAACGAACACUGCGACAGGGAUAGUGAAAACUGUCGGCUUCAUGAGCCAAAGAACUCUCAACUCUGCAUGGUUCCCCGGUCACAACCAACACUGUCACCUGGGGCUGGGGAGAUGGUUUUGCAAGGGCUGUGCCUACCAAAACCAUUUUGUGCAAUUCUGGGGGUUUGGAUACAUCGUUUCUGACUGCUGAGAGAGAAACCAAUAUGCCAUGAAGCGUGUAAUAACUCGUAUCCUUGGCAUAUGUAUGGAAGAAGCACAAUUUUGGCAUAUGUAUGGAAGAAGGUACAUGGAUGUACCAAAAGUUUCUAAUGUUAAUCUUGAUACUAGGUACCAUGUAUUCGAAGAUACCGAAAUUUUAAAUGUAAAUUAUGAUGGUGAAAUUAUCUA
Messenger RNA from Oryza brachyantha (malo sina), 2841 nucleotides. Its product is annotated as pentatricopeptide repeat-containing protein At5g39710. NCBI's taxonomy places the organism in Eukaryota, Viridiplantae, Streptophyta, Magnoliopsida, Poales, Poaceae. The transcript has a single exon. The record is from RefSeq and is a predicted model, not a curated record. The coding region runs from base 26 to 2128 and encodes 700 amino acids. Gene Ontology annotation, molecular function: protein binding.